Messenger RNA from Pyricularia oryzae 70-15, 976 nucleotides. RefSeq lists its product as uncharacterized. Gene Ontology annotation, cellular component: nucleus; cytoplasm. Lineage: Eukaryota; Fungi; Ascomycota; Sordariomycetes; Magnaporthales; Pyriculariaceae. The record is from RefSeq and is a predicted model, not a curated record. Bases 166 to 639 code for a protein of 157 amino acids. The transcript has 2 exons. Gene Ontology annotation, molecular function: protein tyrosine phosphatase activity.
AAAUAAAAUCCCGCGUACAUCUACGUCGAAGCAAUUGUGGAGCCAUCGCCGAAGACAAAGCAGAGACAAACCCCAGCCCUCAAUCAUCAAUUCGCAAGUGCUUGUCCCUACGGCACUUUUUUGCAUCCCGCCUCCAAUCCAGUCCCCCGUAAUCAUCGCACGAUAAUGGCUUCAAUUGCCACGCUUGAGAGGAUCCCCGCCGCCAAGCUGCGUGAUUUGCUGCUGGCGGAGAAGGCCGACGACCCAAAAGUGGCCGUUGUCGACGUGCGCGACGAUGACUACAUUGGCGGUCACAUCAAGGGCGCCCUCAACGUGCCCUCGCAGCAGCUCGAGGCGAGGAUGCCCACCCUGAUCCGCCAGCUGCAGGACAAGCCCACGGUCAUCUUCCACUGCGCGCUGUCGCAGCAGCGAGGACCCGGUGCUGCUCUGCGGUACAUUCGGGAGCGUGACGAGGCCCUCAAGAAAGCAAAUGACAAGGACGCCGCCGCAUCGUCAGCACCCGGUGCGUCACAGCCGGUUGAGCAAAAGGUCUACGUCCUCGACAGGGGAUUCGUCGGGUGGCAGGAGGUCUACGGCGAGGAUGAGAACCUGACCGAGGGCUAUCGGAAAGAGCUCUGGAAGGACGGUUACUGGUGUUGAGAACUGGGAACUUGUGCUGUUUUGUUUCGCUUCGUGCUUGUUUGGAACUCUGGCGCGGACCGUUCUUUCCCGCGAUUGAAAGCUUCAUGUGGUUUCGAAAGUGGUACGUCGAGAAAGACAUGCCCGUCCAGCAUCGUGGGUUGAAGAGUUGGAGUGGUUGGUCCUGGACUCCUGAUCUGGAAUUGUCAUCGUGUACCGCAUUCCCGCAUUUUCCGUCCGGGUUCCAUGUUUAAUCUCCACGAAUCCCUUAGCAUAGAGCUAGCUAUCUGGUGCAACCGGUUGCUUCUUCCCGGAAAAGAGCUGUCCACUCAAUAUUCAUGGUUCUGCACGUGUGGAA